Molecule: messenger RNA, 507 nt
Organism: Vigna radiata var. radiata (mung bean)
Lineage: Eukaryota; Viridiplantae; Streptophyta; Magnoliopsida; Fabales; Fabaceae
Product: zeaxanthin epoxidase, chloroplastic-like
Exons: 3
Coding region: 1-507 (168 amino acids)
Source: RefSeq, a predicted model, not a curated record
AUGGUUCUUCCAAGUUCAGAGGAAGAGAAAAGGAAGCUGGGAGUGUUGGUGGCUAGUGGAGGCAUUGGUGGCCUUGUGUUGGCUCUGGCUGCCAAGCACAAAGGGUAUGCAGUGAGGGUGUUUGAGAAGGAUUUAAGUGCUGUUAGAGGUGAAGGUAGGAACAGAUUGAGCAAUGCCCUUGCUGUGCUGGAAGCCAUUGAUAAGAGUGUUGCAUGGCAGAUAAUGGAGGCUGGCUGUGUCAUUGCCAAUAGGACUAAUUGCUUUGCUGAAGGUUUAUCUGGAGAGUGGUUCGGUGAGUUUGAUCUUUUGACUCCAGCUUCAAGGAAAAGGCUUCCUCUUACCCUAGUCAUAUGUAGGAUGACACUGCAAGAUAUAUUAGUCAAUUUAGUUGGUCCAAACGUACUAAGAAACAAAUCUAAAGUUGUGGAUUUCAUUCAGGAACCUAGCAAGGUUAGAGUGAUCCUUGAAAAGGGUGAGCAACAUGAUGGUGAUAUCGUUACUCAUUAA